Messenger RNA from Bufo bufo (common toad), 924 nucleotides. RefSeq names its product D-aminoacyl-tRNA deacylase 2 (gene DTD2). Gene Ontology annotation, cellular component: cytoplasm. Gene Ontology annotation, molecular function: D-tyrosyl-tRNA(Tyr) deacylase activity. The record is from RefSeq and is a predicted model, not a curated record. The coding region runs from base 67 to 573 and encodes 168 amino acids. NCBI's taxonomy places the organism in Eukaryota, Metazoa, Chordata, Amphibia, Anura, Bufonidae. Gene Ontology annotation, biological process: tRNA metabolic process. The transcript has 4 exons.
CUGUGCUGACUGUAGCAGGAAGUGGACACGGCAUGGUGAUGACUGCAGGCUGCUGGUAGAUGACAGAUGGCGACAAUAGACAGAGAGGUUGCUGCCCGGGUGGUGCUUCAGCAGUGUUUACACGCCAGGUUGCAGGUUAAACCUCAGGAUGAAGACUCUGAUGCUGAAUGGGCGGAAAUACAAAGGGGUAUGGUUGUGUAUGUCUGCUUUUUUAAAGGAUCAACAAAAGAUUUAAUUCCAAAAAUGGUGAGCUCUCUACUAAAUGUGAAAUUGAGUGAAUCUGAUUCUGGAAAACACGUGUCCAUCACAGAACUCCCAGGAGAUGUACUUAUUGUUCCUCAGGCUACACUUGGAGGAAAGUCAAAGGGCCGCUGCAUGCAGUAUCAUUCAAAUGCAGACAAGGAGCUGGGCAUGAAGUUAUAUGCCCUUCUCAUAGCUCAGUACCAGAAGGAACUAGAAGCUCAUCCCCAAUGGUCAGAGUCUGGUACUGUGCUGCGUUAUGGAACUUAUGGAAACAGGCAGGUUUUGACGCUUGACACUAAUGGACCCUAUACACACUUACUGGAAUUCUGAAUAUUUACUAACACAAUAUAGAAACAGCACUUAACUUAUAUAAGUGAAAAUUCACACGACAGAUUUUACAGUGGAAUUUUGGUGUGGACUGCCACGCUGAAAAACCACCUGCGGCAUUGUCCUGUCUGCCUCCCAUACAUCUCAAUCGGAGGCAGCUCUGAUAUAUCCCUUCUUGGUGAGGCUGAGCCUUAAAGAGGACCUUUCAUCAAUUUAGCCCUAGUCUAAUUAUGGUCUUACCUUAUAGGGCGGCCCCAACUGAUGCCAUGGCAUUUUAUUUUUUUUCCAAAGACCCCCCCCGCACCCCGUUCAUCCGCCGUUGGCCGCGUUGAUUUUGGCGCUUUAUAUUAUAAG